Messenger RNA from Sorex fumeus (smoky shrew), 1490 nucleotides. RefSeq names its product solute carrier family 46 member 2 (gene SLC46A2). Gene Ontology annotation, molecular function: transmembrane transporter activity. Lineage: Eukaryota; Metazoa; Chordata; Mammalia; Eulipotyphla; Soricidae. Gene Ontology annotation, biological process: transmembrane transport. Gene Ontology annotation, cellular component: membrane. The coding region runs from base 1 to 1431 and encodes 476 amino acids. The record is from RefSeq and is a predicted model, not a curated record. The transcript is spliced from 4 exons.
AUGGGUCCCGAGGCCGCGUCCCCGUGGCGGGACCGCCUGGCGCGCCUGCAGGCGAGGACCUGGAUCGAGCCGGUGGUGGCGUCCACGCAGGUGGCCGCGUCGCUCCACGAAGCGGGGCUGCUCCUGGUGGUGAAGGCGUCCUUCGGGGCCCCCGCCGCGGCCAACCACAGCGCGCCCAGCCCGUCGCCCCGCGGGGCCCUGGAGGACCGCCAGCAGAAGGCCAUCUCCAACUUCUACAUCGUCUACAACCUGGUGGUGGGCCUGACCCCGCUGCUGUCCGCCUACGGGCUGGGCUGGCUCAGCGACCGCUACCACCGCAAGGUGUCCAUCUGCGUGGCCCUGCUGGGCUUCCUGCUCUCGCGCCUCGGGCUGCUGCUCAAGGUGCUGCUGGACUGGCCCGUGCAGGUGCUGUUCGGCGCCGCGGCCCUCAACGGGCUGUGCGGCGGCUUCUCGGCCUACUGGUCCGGGGUCAUGGCCCUGGGCUCGCUGGGCUCCUCCGAGGGCGGCCGCUCCGUGCGCCUCAUCCUCAUCGACCUCAUCCUGGGCCUGGCGGGGUUCUGCGGGAGCAUCGCUUCCGGGCACCUCUUCAAGCAGAUGCCCGGCCACUCGGGCCAGGGCCUGGUGCUGACGGCCUGUAGUGUCAGCUGCGCCUUUUUCGCCCUUUUCUACAGCCUCUUCGUGCUGAAGGUGCCCGACUCAGUGGCCAGGCCCAGCAAGACCCUGGCGGCCGUGGACACUUUGUCCGGCGUGGUCGGCACCUACCGGACCCUAGAUCCCGACCAGCCGGACAAGAGCAGUGUGGAGGGUCCGCUGCCCUCUCCCGAGAAAGCCCAGCCCAAAAAAACCAUCAUUGCGCUGCUGUUUGUGGGGGCCAUCAUCUAUGACCUGGCGGUGGUGGGCACCGUGGACAUCAUGCCCCUGUUUGUGCUGAGGGCCCCUCUCAGCUGGAACCAGGUCCAGGUGGGCUACGGCAUGGCUGCGGGCUACACCAUCUUCAUCACCAGCUUCCUGGGCGUGCUGGUCUUCUCCCGCUGUUUCCGGGACACCACCAUGAUCAUCAUUGGCAUGGUCUCCUUCGGGUCCGGGGCCCUGCUCUUGGCCUUCGUGAAAGAGACGUACAUGUUUUAUAUUGCUCGGGCCGUCAUGCUGUUUGCGCUCAUCCCCAUCACAACCAUCCGAUCGGCCAUGUCCAAACUCAUCAAGGGCUCCUCCUACGGAAAGGUGUUUGUCAUCCUGCAGCUGUCCCUGGCUCUAACCGGGGUGGUGACAUCCACGGUGUACAACGAGAUCUAUCAGCUCACCCUGGAGAAGUUCGUGGGCACCUGCUUUGCGCUCUCCUCCUCCCUCUCCUUCCUGGCCAUCAUCCCGAUCGGCCUGGUGGCCUAUAAACAAGCAUCGUGGUUGCAGUUCGGAAAUGUUGCAGAGAAAUGAAGGUGCUGAUGUGAAGGAGUGGAAAACACCACCAAAGCCCAGGCUCCCUUGAAGACAAC